AUGAAGUCGUGUAAGAGAGUGAAGACAAGUGGUCGUAAGGAGCGAGAGAUGACGUGUGAAACGUGUGCAACACUCGAUCCCGAGGCCGAAGAGGCGGUUGUCUUAACCAAUCCAAUACUCACUAAUCUCUAUGAUUGCGGCACCGGUUGGACCGCCGAUGAACGACCUCAGCAUCGGAUCCACAACUUCGCUAUCCAUGACUCCGAUGGCACACAUUGUUGGCUCGACUCGAGACCAAUCGAUGAACUCUUUUUGUGUGGUUUUGUGGCACCAAUUGUCUCACAUUUGGACACCGAUUCAAAUGACAGAUUUGUCACUCAAAUGAUUGGUCCUCUGCAGGAGUGGUGGUUCGCCGGCUUCGACGGCGGCUCUCAACUCAUGAUCGGUUGUGAGAGUGAAUUCGCUUCGUAUGUCUUGAGUGAACCCAAUCCUCGAUUCAAAUCAUUGUUCACCAGAAGUACGCAAAACAUGUAUUUAACGAAACUAGUGAUCGAGUCUUUGCUUAAAACUCCUGAUUCUAGUUAUGAAGACUUAGUCGAAAGUCUUGAGGAAAGAUCUCAACACUUUUCAGAGGAAUUAUUAUUACAAUUCGCGCCAUUCAUUAGCGAACAAAUUAAGAGCUUUGACUCCGCGGCCGAAGACGACGAGAUGACACUCUUUGAAACGCCAGCCAUUCAGACAUUAGUGCAGAUGUCGGGAGUGGACAAUGAAGACAAAUCAUUGUCCAAAAGCAUAUCCCAUAUCCGACCCAUCGCUAGAGUUGACGCCAGAAGAGCCGCAAACAGCGAUACUCUGACCUUUAGUACACCUCUUGUGACUGAUUUGUUUAAUAAGAUAUUCAAAGAUGUGAUUGAAUGCAAUUCAAAGACAAACUCAUUGAAUAAAUUGCAAACCGUUUCUAAUGUGAGAAUUCCUAAAACGAGGGCCAAUAUGUCUUCACAUCCAAAAGUGGUUUGGAUUGGAGACGCGGUUCAUGAGGACAGCUAUACCUCAACCCUAUACUACACCACUGUUAGAGUGGAUCAGCAAAAGUAUUCUUUAGGAGAUGUCGUUGUCUUCGAGGAAAACGAAAAUGUCAAUCACUUUUUGGAUCUACUCUUGAAAGGUGUUAAAUGUGAUCAAAGCGGACAAGUAUUCCCUCAAAAGGGAGACAUUGAUAUGAUAUUAGGGGGCCCUCCCUGUCAGGGCUUCUCCGGUAUGAACAGUUUUGUUGAUUACUAUCGACCAAAAUAUCUAUUGUUUGAAAACGUUCGCAAUUUUGCGCUCUUUAAGAACUCAAUGAUUUUGAAGUUAAUGAUGUCAUGUCUGGUCGGAAUGGGCUAUCAGUGCCAGUUUGCGAUACUUCAGUCCGGUUUAUAUGGUUUGCCACAAACCAGAAGACGUACUAUAAUAAUAGGCUCUUCUUCUGGCAAUCCAUUGCCUAAAUAUCCGGAACCAACUCAUGUGUUCUCCAGAAGACAAUGUCAACUCUCUAUCACUGUUGACAAUAAGAAAUACAUGGCUUUAAAUAAUACACAUUUGGCUCAAUUCAGAGCAUUGACUGUCGCCGACGCGAUCUCUGAUUUGCCACAUUUGACUGAAGAUUACGCCAUCCAUAGAGUUGUUCCAUACGAUGCCUCCCAUAGGAUAUCACAUUAUCAGAUGAUUUUGAAACAAAAUGUCGAUGAAAAUUGUCUUAACGAUCAUUUCUGUAGAGAAAUGAGUGAAUUAACUCAACUUAGAAUAAGACAUAUUCCUCACCGGUUAGGCAGUGAUUGGAGAGAUCUGCCAAACAUAUGCUGUACACUAUCUGACGGAACAAUUGUCGAGAAACUCAAAUAUACUCACAAAGACUUGAAGAACGGAAACUCAAGUUUAGGUGAAUUACGGGGUGUCUGUCAAUGCGCUCAAGGAUUGGACUGUAAUUCCAAAGAAGUAGAUAUGAAGCAAAAGAAUACUUUAAUUCCGUGGUGUUUAGUCCAUACGGCUAACAGACAGUAUCAAUGGUCAGGUCUUUACGGUCGGCUCGCACUUAAUGGUUAUUUCCCAACCACUGUAACCAAUCCACAGCCCAUUUCAAAACAGGGACGAGUUCUUCAUCCCAACCAGAAUAGGAUUAUUUCUGUCAGAGAGUCGGCCCGUUCUCAAGGAUUUCCCGAUCAUUUUAUUUUGUGCGGAUCUGUUAUUGACAAAUACAGGCAAAUUGGUAACGCUGUUCCCAUCCCUUUGUCUAUAGCUUUAGCCAAACAAUUUUAUUUAAUAAUGCAACACAAUUCUUUAGUUAACUAUGGAAACAAUGAUAUAAACCAAAGCAAUCGCGUCUCCAAUUCAGAUAAACAGGUCUUAGAGGAGUCAUUGAGCGCUCAAAUUGUUUGUUUGCAAUUAGAUUCUGUCAUCAAUAGUAAUGAUUUGAAUCAAUCCGACAGUGAAUCGCAUAAUUCAUUCCUCAAUCCCAGAGAUUUAUUGCGGUCGACGUCUCAGACUUCAGAUUUUGUCACUUUCGAUACCGAACCGGAAGUUGUUUUUCGUAGACCUGAACUCAAUGUCACACAAAACUGCAAAACCAAACCCAUUCCCAAACAAAGGACUUCAAUUGCAAUUAAAAAUGAUUGCGAAGACAUUGGAAGUGUAGACAAAGAAUUGGAAACCUUUUAUGACCAAAAAUCUUCUAAUGAAGCGAAAAAAGCUGAUAAUUUGGAUUCACAGAAAGUGGACGCUAAGAGAUCGUCGUCUAUAAGCCAAGACAGCGGUAUUUCUGAUGUUUUCCAUAACAACUCAUCAUUUUUACAUCAUUCACCCAAAGGCCGCACCAAUGCUAACGAUAGACAUAAACCUAAACCAAUUAAUGUAUCGAAAGAUAUAAAAGGAAAUGAGACAAAAAAUGAAGAACUCGAUGAACACAUAUACGAAGAAUUGGGUAAUUUUAAGACAGCGUUUUCUAACGAGUGGAUUGACAUUGAAAACGAUGAAAAAGAGGCUGUAAUUGUGCCCAAAAGGCAACAUUUGCGACCGCCGAGCAUUCAUGUCCGCAAAUCUAUUAAACCAAAGCCUAACAAACGGAAAAGUCAUAGAAGAAUGUCAUUACCAAAGUUAGUGAUGAGUGACGGAAGCGCUUCCGCCACUGAAUAUGAAGAUAUCGACGACGAGGAAGAAAAUCACGACACGAUUCUGAAGUCAGCAUUAAAUCCAGAAUUGAAAUGUCAACCAAAUUGUUUGCCAUCACUUGAACAGCGCUUAAGUCAUCACAUCUACGAAGCGAUGACCGACUGUGAAGACAUUCGUCAACAGAAAGAGCAAAAGCCUUUUGAUAUCAAAAGCAAAUUAGUCCGCGAGUUGUCCAAUAGAUUCAUUGAUAAACACAAUACGGAUAAAGGACUUGAGAUAUACAAUGAUAAUAGUAUUGAAUGUGAGCCAAACAUUUACACUUCUAGUCUUCUGUCAGAUUUGGAGAAACGUUUUGAACAAAACAUACUUUUAUACGAUGUUUGCGAUAUAUUAAGCGAUUAUGCCGUCAAUCACUUCCAGCCAUACAUUCGUUACUGCGCUUAUCAGAGGGAUCAGGAAAAACUGUUGACACGUCUGACACAAUCAAGACCUCAAUUCCUUGAUGUACUCCAACGCCUUGAAACUAAUCAAAUCUGUCAAAACCAAACAUUACUUUCAUUCCUUAUGCUUCCGAUGCAGCGCAUCACUCGUUAUCCACUACUCAUUGACGCCGUUUGUCAACAAUUGCCAGAAAACAGUCCAAUUCUGGAGUCAUCGCAGAAAGCGCUGGGAAUUGUUAAUCAAUUGGUCAGAAGUUGUAACGAAGAAACCAAAAAAGUUCAAAGAAUGCAAGAAUUAAUAGAAAUAGAAAAACUCUUACAAUUUAAGAGCAAAAUUAAAAGCUAUCCAAUUGUUUCGGGCGCUCGAUAUUUAGUAAAAAGUGGAGCCGUUAUUAAAUUGUCAGCUCCAAUAUCAGGCAAGAGGACAAUCGGCAAAUCAACUCCUAAAUGGACAAAAUCUUCGAUAUAUUUAUUUCUUUUCAGUGAUCUAUUAAUUCUCGCGAAGAAAAAAAGCGAAAGCAAUUAUGCCGUUUUUGAUUACUGCUCUCGAAAUACAGUACAACUUAUAUCGUUGAGUCCAAGCGGAGAAGGCAUGGGUCCGAUCGGAGCCGUUAGAAUAUCCAUUCCUAAUAAUUAUCAAAACUUAGCGCAACUUAUUUUGUUACACAAUCACGAGGCAAAGACAGCCGAAUACACCAUUCAUUUCAACCUGGAAAGUGAGAAACUUCGUUGGAUUGAAGCGGUCUCUCAGCCGUCAUCCGAAAACCCGAAUGAAAUCAUUUACGAGGAGUGGGACUGCCCUCAAGUUCAAUGCAUUCGUAGUUAUUGUGCACAACAAACCGAUGAAAUCAGUUUAGAAGAAACCGACGUUUUGAAUGUUUGCAGGAAAAUAAAAGAUGGUUCGAUACAAACCUUAUUGUAUUUGAAUGCAACAAAUGAUUAUAAUUUAUUCGAUUAUACGAUUAUAGGUUGGUUUGAGGGACAAAGGAUAAGAGAUGGUGUGAAGGGAUGGUUCCCUUCAGAUGUCACCGAAGAGAUUGUUAACCAACACGUGAGGGCUCGCAAUAUGAGAUUACGGCACAGA
Messenger RNA from Medioppia subpectinata, 4608 nucleotides. The record is from the annotation of a GenBank genome assembly. NCBI's taxonomy places the organism in Eukaryota, Metazoa, Arthropoda, Arachnida, Sarcoptiformes, Oppiidae.